AGGUGUAGUGGUCACUUCCAUGUGUCCUUCAGGUUUCAUGCAAAUUUAUUCACUGUUAAUCCGUCCAUGUAGGAAUCGAAUAAUUUCUGAACGCUUUUAGUAUUAAUUAUUCAUUUUAAUUGUUUUCUGAUUUAUCGGAAAGCCGUGCACUGCCGCCGCUGCUGGCUUCAUUCUUACAGCUUUGGGGAUUCAUAAACGGGAAUGAAGUGAAGUCUCGCGAGAACAGAGGGAUAAGUGGGCUUUGGCUGUCAGGGUUGUGCCUGUGGGAGACGGCAUAGAGAAACUCUGAAUAUGAGUGAUGACAAACCGUUCCUCUGCACUGCACCUGGCUGUGGUCAGCGAUUUACAAAUGAAGACCAUUUGGCAGUCCAUAAGCAUAAACAUGAGAUGACCCUCAGGUUUGGUCCAGCACGCAGUGACAGUGUCAUCAUCGCUGACCAAACACCGACACCCACACGCUUUCUGAAGAACUGUGAGGAGGUCGGACUGUUCAACGAGCUCGCUAGUCCCUUUGAGCAUGACUUCAAAAAGGCCACGGAGGAGGAUAUUAAAAAGUUACCUUUGGACUUGUCACCUCUUGCGACUCCUGUUGUACGAAACAAAAUCGAGGAACAUGCAUCUCUGGAAUCCCAUCGAGACAGCCCUCUGCCCCAUCCCGAGUCUACAACCAGUGAUGACAAGGAGGUUUCUUUGCAGCCGACCUCUCUGCCUACGUCCACUAUAGUCCGUCCUGCCUCCCUCCAAGUCCCCAAUGUACUUCUGGCCAGUACUGACGCUAGUGUUGUUAUUCAGCAAGCCCUUGCAUCUCCAACAUCUAGUUCUGUUAUAACUCAAGUCCCAUCCUCUAAUAGGCCAAUAGUUCCUGUGUCUGGCACAUUCCCAGUGAUUCUGCAGCUGCCAAAUGGACAGACCAUGCCCGUCGCCAUCCCAGCCACCAUCGCCAGCUCUAGUGUACACAUCCCCACUGCCAUACCUCUGGUAAGACCAGUCACCGUAGUGCCUAACGUUCCCGGGAUCCCCGGCCCCUCCUCUCCGCAACCUGUCCAAUCAGAAGCAAAGAUGAAGCUGAAGGCAGCUCUCAGUCAGCAGCUUCCUCAGGUAACGAACGGAGACACGGAGCAAAGCCGUGCCGCCAGCCAGACUCCGCCUCCAGCCCCGCCCCCAGUCCCACCACCAGCUGAGGAGACACGUCCACAAUCACUACAACAACCAGCAACGUCAACCACAGAAACACCUGCAUCGCCAGCCACGCCCGCUCAGCACACACCCAGUACAGGUGGGCGGCGGCGCAGGUCAACCAAUGAAGACCCCGAUGAAAAAAGACGAAAGUUUCUGGAGAGAAACAGAGCAGCGGCCUCGCGCUGCAGACAGAAAAGGAAAGUGUGGGUACAGAGUCUGGAGAAAAAAGCAGAAGACCUGAGCUCUAUGAACGGACAGCUGCAGAACGAGGUGACUCUGUUACGGAACGAGGUGGCCCAGCUGAAGCAGCUCCUGCUUGCUCAUAAGGACUGCCCGGUGACGCUCAUGCAGAAGAAAUCCGGCUUCCACUUGCUCGAUAAGGAGGACAGCAGUGAGGAGAUGUCCGUCCCCAGCAGCCCUCAUAACGAGGCCAUCCAGCACAGUUCUGUCAGCACAUCCAAUGGCGUGAGCUCCUCUACAGCAUCCGGCUCUGCCACCGGGCCAACCACAGACCAGAGCACAGAGGGGGAGGAGUCCAGCACGGCCCCGGCCACUCACACCCAGCACACUAAGAGCUGAUCGGGAUUCUCUGCGGUUACUUUGAUUCCUGGCAGCCAUGUUGACGCGAGGUGGAAAAACAUCCCUCACGUUCCUUCAGUCUGGAGAAUACUCAUCACGUUUUACUUAAUUCGCCAUGAAACACAUUUGAGCAAAAUGUAGUAAAGAUGCAAAUGGAUGGCACUUUACAAACUGUGAGCAAGAUUGUACUGAAUGUCUGAUUUAUUUUUUUUCCCGCUCCUUCUCUUUAGUAUCCAUGUUUAUUUAUUAUCUUGAGUUGUGUGACAUUGGAACUCUGAUGUAAUGACUGACUCGGGUGUGUUUUAUAUAAGAGUCAAAUGCCAAAGUGUGUCAUGGCUCGUUGUAACGGGAAAUCGAUUUCCUCCAGCACUACUGCAGGCCUACAGAGAGAAGGAGCAGCCACGUUUAUUUCUGUACAUGCCUUUUCCAUUUUGCACAUGAGGAGAGACAAGCGGUUUACUUUUUUAUGUAGUGUUUGACUGUGGAAACAGCCACUUCUGGCAGCUUCUAGGAGUAGAUUUGAACACAUGCAUUAUUUCAAAUCUUCAAUGAUCGAGCGCAGUUUAAACACUCUUUUAUUAUUUCGUGAGCGGGCUAUCGGCUACGUCCACAAGUGCUAUGAUGUGGGCAGAAUGUUUUAAGUAAUCUUAGGCCUGUAAAAGCAAGUCUUAAGGAUAUUUGGUUUAGAAUCACGUCGUUUUAAGAGCAAAGCUUUGAUCAACAUUCCAUGAGUAGUUUGUUCCAGUUGGGUAACUGUAGGACUGUAGAACAUAUUUCCCCACACAGACAUGUGUUUGAUGUUGAUUUUAGCCGUGUGCCAUUUUUUAAAAGAAAAUCCGUAUUAGUUACAGAUAUCGAUUUGUAACUGAUGAAUACGGGCAGACGGCUGUAUAAAAGUAGAUUGUUUUCUCAGAUCACAGAGGCUUUCAUGUACAUAAUGUGGAUCGAGUGGGGGGCAUAAUGCCUUUUUUUUCCUUUCCUUUUUUUCUAUUUUAAUGAGCGUUCCUUGCCACUUGCUGACAAAAGGACGGAUUCCCGAAUCCAUGGUGUUCUACUUUUCUAAACACUUGUUAGAUAAAAUACGACUUUUGCUGUUAUUAAUUCACCUCAGUUGAUUGUCAGAUACUGCGUUUUUGGAAGCACUGUAAAUUCCAUUCAUGUCCAUAACAUUGAAUAUGAUAUCUGCAGACAUUUUGUGCAUUUUUUCUCUUCUUAGGUCUUACAGCCCUUCGUUUCUUAAGAAAAGAAAAAAGUAAACACUUUCCACACUCGACAUGUGGAGUAGUUUAUUAACUCAAAGGAAGAUUAGUAACAGCUGAAGUAAAUAAUAAUAAUAAUAAUAAUAAUAAUACGACUUUUGAUUUGCUAAUAUUAUAAUCAGGAGGUCAUUUCCGAAAAGAAGGAAAAUGUACUUUAUUUAAGUUAAAUUAUUUCCUUGCAGUUGAGCUUAGUGAUCAUUACAGAGUAAGAGUAACUCCUAGUAUCAUCGGUUCAGGCUCAGAUUGCCUUCUCUUAAAAUGUAUUGGCUUACUACUGUGUAGUUUUAUUGAUGCAUUACUUUUCUUUUGCUUUUCUACAUGUCAUUUAUUUAAGAAUGAUUUUGUUUUACAGGUAAAUUAGUACGGUCACUGUUCUGUGCUUACUUGCAUGAAGGACUGAUUCUCCGAGAGAAUUAGACUGGUAUUUUAAUCAUAUCUUAGUUGGAUUAUUGCUGUAGGACAUGUUAAACUUUGAUUCUCAGUCAGGAGGUGGCCGGUUUUACUUUCUGCUGUUUGGUCACGCUGCGGAAAAUAAGGAUGUUACUAUUAUUGUGUUGGCAGUAAACUUGUAAUUUCGUGAAAGUUAUGUAUAAAGUAACAUAAAAUUAAUACAAUGUUGUAAUAAAUC
Molecule: messenger RNA, 3645 nt
Organism: Hemibagrus wyckioides
Lineage: Eukaryota; Metazoa; Chordata; Actinopteri; Siluriformes; Bagridae
Gene: atf2
Product: activating transcription factor 2
Exons: 12
Coding region: 292-1758 (488 amino acids)
Biological process (GO): regulation of transcription by RNA polymerase II
Molecular function (GO): DNA-binding transcription factor activity, RNA polymerase II-specific; cAMP response element binding
Source: RefSeq, a predicted model, not a curated record